AUGAUACUGGAGAACAGGAAACACGCGCCACACGUGCGGAGACACGGAAUCAAACAAUUCAUUAAUAUCUAUAACCAAAACAAAGACCGAAUCGACCGGUGCUUCAAAUGGGGCGAUGAGAUCGAGUACGUGAUCGUCCGCUUCGAUCACAACAACCAAAAAGUUAGACUCAGUUUACGUUCAAAACAAAUACUCGAUGUUAUGUAUGAGAGAGAAGAGAGGGAGGGAGCGAACCGGCGGGUGCUGUGGAGACCAGAGUACGGCGAGUUCCAGAUCGAGGCCACACCCGGACAGCCGUACGGACACCAAAACGAGUUAUGCGACGACAAUAUUUGGCACAAUCUGUUCAAUACGGUUGAGGAGAAUAUGAAGAGCCGGCGCCGGGAGAUCCGAGAGCUGCUCGAUCACGAUGAAGCUAUCAUAUGCAUCACAAACUUUCCUAGAUUAGGCAACGAAGACAUAAGUGUCCCCUAUUGUAGAGCUGAUCCGGCGAACAGCACAACAGGCAGUAUCUUUGCUUCGGAUGAGUUGACGAGCGUUUUUCAUCCGCGGUAUUUGAGGACCAGUUAUAAUGUGGUCCAACGCAGGGGUCGAAAGGUGGCCAUCAAUGUUCCCAUUUUCAAAGACACCAAAACUCCGGACCCUUUCGUCGAGAUAUUCAACGACAAGGAGUCUAAGAGAGCGGCAAAAGUGGAUCACAUUUACUUAGACUCCGGUGUGUUUGGGAUGGGAUGCUGUUGUCUACAGGUCACACUUCAGGCCACAAACAUAGACGAGGCGAUGGUUUUGAACGACCAAAUGGCACAAUUGACGCCCAUUAUGAUGGCUUUGAGCGCCGGCGGACCCAUCUAUAGGGGCUUUCUAUCGGAUAGAGACUGUCGAUGGGAUGUCAUAUCAAACGGUGUCGACGACCGGACGCGAGAAGAGUUGGGAGAGAAACCGCUGAAGAAUGAAAAGUUUAGGAUUCAUAAAUCACGUUACGCUCCCAUUAAUACAUAUUUAUGUGAAUGUAAUGCUAAAUAUAAUGACAACCCUAUUGUGUAUAACACGGAGUUUUACAACGAGAUGAUCAGUGCCGGAGUGACACCAUCUCUGGCCCAACACAUGGCAUAUGUGUUCAUAAGAGACCCGACGAUCACAUAUCGCGAGAAAUUGGAUCAAAACGAUAGCACAGAAACGGAUCACUUCGAGAAUAUUCAGUCAACUAAUUGGCAGACAAUGAGGUUUAAACCGCCGCCUCUUAACCAACAGUCCAUCGGUUGGAGAGUAGAGUUCCGUCCGAUGGAGAUCCAGAUGACUGACUUCGAAAACGCCGCCUUUUCUGUGUUCACUAUACUAUUGUCCAGAAUUAUACUUCAAUACAAUCUUAAUCUCGUUAUUCCCGUCUCUAAAGUGGACCAAAACAUGUCAACCGCUCAGAAGAGAGAUGCCGUCAAUAGAUGUAAAUUCUGGUUCAGAAAAGACAUCUUCUCAUCAAAUAUAGCACAAGAAGUGAAUAACAAUACAAACGGUUUUAAUGGUAAUCACGAGACGGAAGAUAAUGACGAGGAAUCGUAUAUAGAGAUGACUAUCAAUGAGAUAAUGAAUGGUUACGGAAAUGAAUUCCCGGGUUUAAUACCACUAAUCAGGGAAUAUGUUGGCAACAUAUCACUUGACGCUCAGACCUAUUGUAAAGUCCAACAUUUCCAGGAAAGUCAGAAACACGCGGAACACAUCCGAAGGCAAGGAAUCAAACAAUUUAUUAAUAUCUAUAACCGAAACAAAGACCGAAUCGACCGGUGCUUCAAAUGGGGCGAUGAGAUCGAGUACGUGAUCGUCCGCUUUGAUCACAACAACCAAAAAGUUAGACUCAGUUUACGUUCAAAACAAAUACUCGAUGUAAUGGAUGUGAGGGAAGAGAAAGAGGGGGCGAACCGUCGGGUGCUGUGGAGACCAGAGUACGGCUCGUUUCAGAUCGAGGCCACACCCGGACAGCCGUACGGCUAUAAUAACGAACUGAAUGGCGAAAACUCAAUGAAUAAUGUGUUUAAUAACGUGGAGAACAAUAUGAGAGAACGACGACUCGAUAUCAAGGCCUUACUCCAUGAAGACGAGGCACUUCUAUGUCUUACAAACCAUCCGAGGAUUGGAUGUGAGGACACAACUGUGCCCUUCACUAAAGCCGACCCAUUGAACAGCGCAUCCAAAAGUAUCUUCAUAUCCGACCCUCACAUCUGUGACGCAAACCAGAGAUUCUUAGUUCUCGAGAGAUAUUCUGUUGAACGCAUCGGACAUAAGGUUAUCAUAAAUAUACCCGUCUUUAAAGACAUCAAAACUGCCGACUCUUUCAUCGAGACAUUCAACGACACGGAGUCUAAUAGAGCGGCAAAAGUGGAUCACAUUUAUAUGGACGCAGCGUUUUUUGGCCGCACGUGCUCUUGCCUACAGGUAACAAUGCAGGCGACGGACAUGUAUGAGGCGUUCACUUUAUACGACCAGUUGGCGCCCUUAACCCCCAUAAUGAUGGCAUUGGGCGCCGCGACCCCUAUAUUCAGGGGUUAUUUGACGGACAGAGACGGCCGAUGGGAUGUCAUCGACUGGUCUAACGACGACCGCACGGCUGAGGAGAGGGGAGAGAAGCCAUUGAAACGCAACAAAUUCCGGAUCCAUAAAAGCCGUUAUUCGCCGAUCAAUACUUAUUUGUGUGAAUCAAACGCCGCAUACAAUGACAGUCCGAUUGUCUAUAAUAAGGAGUAUUACAAUGAGAUGAUCAGCGCUGGCGUCCCCUCACCGCUGGCCCAACACAUGGCGUAUCUCUUCAUUCGUGAUCCUCCGAUUGUCUAUAAUAAGGAGUAUUACAAUGAGAUGAUCAGCGCUGGCGUCCCCUCACCGCUGGCCCAACACAUGGCGUAUCUCUUCAUUCGUGAUCCGUGUGUCAUAUCUCGUGAUAAAUUGGAUCAAAACAAUGAUAUGGACUCUGAGUUCUUUGAAAGCAUGCAAUCAACGAAUUGGAAUUCAUUGAGGUUUAAACCGCCGCCUCUUAACCAACAGUCCAUCGGUUGGAGAGUAGAGUUCCGUCCGAUGGAGAUCCAGAUGACGGACACACAAAACGCCGCCUUUUCUGUCGUCACUAUACUAUUGUCCAGAAUUAUACUUCAAUACAAUCUUAAUCUCGUUAUUCCCAUCUCUAAAAUUGACGAAAACAUGUCAACCGCUCAGAAGAGGGAUGCCGUCAAUAGAUGUAAAUUCUGGUUCAGAAAAGACAUCUUCUCUCAAAAUACACCACAAAUUAAUUGUUUCAAAGAAAAUAGAAACAGAUAUGAGAGCGAAGACGAGUCAUAUAUAGAGAUGUCUAUCAAUGAGAUAAUGAAUGGUUACGGAAAUGAAUUCCCGGGUUUAAUACCACUAAUCAGGGAAUACGUCAAUAGUAUAUCACUUGACGUUCAGACCUAUAAUAAAGUGCAACAAUAUAUCCAAUUGAUUGCCGACAGAGCGUCGGCUAAAGUCAAGACAACCGCCCAAUGGAUCAGAGAUUUUGUGCGAAAACAUGCGGACUAUAAAUACGAUUCUGUGGUCAACGAGAAAAUUACUUACGAUUUGUUAAAUACUUUAAAUCGCAUUCAAAAUGAGGGCAUUUAA
Messenger RNA from Medioppia subpectinata, 3618 nucleotides. NCBI's taxonomy places the organism in Eukaryota, Metazoa, Arthropoda, Arachnida, Sarcoptiformes, Oppiidae. The record is from the annotation of a GenBank genome assembly.